Messenger RNA from Mya arenaria, 1275 nucleotides. RefSeq names its product alpha-(1,3)-fucosyltransferase C-like. Gene Ontology annotation, cellular component: membrane. The coding region runs from base 63 to 1163 and encodes 366 amino acids. Gene Ontology annotation, molecular function: alpha-(1->3)-fucosyltransferase activity. The transcript is spliced from 2 exons. Lineage: Eukaryota; Metazoa; Mollusca; Bivalvia; Myida; Myidae. The record is from RefSeq and is a predicted model, not a curated record.
GUUUUCAUGAACUGGUUUUUAAAUAAAAGUAUCUUUGAAUCAAUUCAUUUCUGUUGGAAAAAAUGGAUAUCUGUAAACCUCAAGGUUUGCGAGUGAUUGGUUUCAUUGGCAGUGUUGUUGCUAUCACCUACUUUUCAUUUUUUUACCACAUCUUCCAAAGCAGCGAUCAGAUCCGGACGGCAAUAUUAGAGGAAUUUGUGGAUUUGAAAAGCUCGAAUGUAACACAUAUAAUUUUAUGGUGGAAUAGGCCAGCGUGGCUUGCAACCUAUGAAAGAAAAUGUGGUAACUGUAUUACUGCAACGAACAGGGGUAUUUUCCAUAAAAGCUCUGCAGUGGUGUUUUCCCUAGCAGAUCGUGGGAUGGGAACAAAACCACCAAUAAAAGACAAUAAGAGAAACCAAAAUCAAAUCUGGAUAGCGUUCUCAUUAGAAACAAAUGUGCAAAACUCUAGGAUCAGAGAUUACAGAAAUCAACAUUGGAAAAAUGUGUUCAAUUGGACAUGGAACUAUAGACCUUCUGCAGAUAUUUUUAUGCCGUCUGGAAGGGUAUCAAAAAGAUUAAAGCCAUUGUCAAAGGACUACUCCAUGAUAUUUCAACGUAAGAACAAAUUUGCAGCAUGGGCCGUCAGUCACUGCAAUGCACACAGUUUAAGAGACAAAUUUGUGACACAAAUGAAUAUGUAUUUGCAAAACGGGAGUAUCGAUAUAUUUGGAAAAUGUGGCCGUUUUAAGAUUUCAAAGAGUGAACUUUCUUCUUUACUAAAUUAUGAUUACAAAUUUUAUCUAGCGUUCGAAAAUGCUUUUUGUGAUGAUUAUGUAACGGAAAAAAUAUUUGCAAAUUAUAACAAUGACGUUAUUAAUGUUGUCCGCGGAAGAGCAAAUUAUACCGAAAUAUUUUCAAAAGACUCCUUCAUCAACACCAAGGACUUCAGAAACACAAGUGAUUUAGUUCGUUUUAUGAUUGAAGUGUCGGAAAAUGAAACAUUGUAUUCGAAUGUUUUAAUUCAGAAAGAUAAAUUUCAAGCUUGGGGCAGACUUGGAGAGCAAUAUAAAAAUUCAUUAUGUGAUAUUUGCCGGAAAUUGAAUGAUCCCUUUCUUGAAAAAAAGACAAUUAUUGACGCAGAAGACGAGCUUGGACAGUGCAUUAAACCAAAUGAUGUUUAGUGUAACUGAGUAUUUCAUUUUAAUCGAACAGGUCACAAUCCGGAUGUCUCAAUAUAUUAUUGUUUAAAUCAUAUCGUAAAUAAGAACUUGCCAAACGCUUAAAUAAAAAAAA